AUGGUGAGCUACGUCAAGGCCGACAACGGCAAAGGGCUUGGGUACUGCAAUGGUUGUUCUGUUCCGGGCUACAAGGUCCCGGCCCGCACCGGCAAGUGGGCGCAAAACGUCAAAGUACGCCGCCUCCCGGGUGGCGAGAUUUGCUCAACUGUCCAACCAGAACCAAAAGUUGUUCUGGAGCCGCUGUGUCAACUGCGAUCCGAAAAACAAGCCCAACUCGACUUGCGCCACAAGACUUGGCAAAGCUCCAACGCGACACGCUGGAGCUGCGAAGACGUCAGCGAGACGCACAUCCGACUCAAGGACAUGGAGGGCAAGUACUUAACGCGCGGCGCAGAGCGGACGAGCCUCGACGGCAACUUGAUCAUGAGCUUGGCCUGGAACGCGACGGCGUCCGCGCCCCAGUUGUGGACCGUGACCACGUGGUGA
This is a messenger RNA of Saprolegnia diclina VS20, 429 nucleotides long. RefSeq lists its product as hypothetical. The transcript has a single exon. Lineage: Eukaryota; Oomycota; Saprolegniomycetes; Saprolegniales; Saprolegniaceae. The record is from RefSeq and is a predicted model, not a curated record. The coding region runs from base 1 to 429 and encodes 142 amino acids.